Myripristis murdjan (pinecone soldierfish) is the source of this 3369-nucleotide messenger RNA. It is a transcript of the gene sycp1, whose product is annotated as synaptonemal complex protein 1. Gene Ontology annotation, biological process: lateral element assembly; meiotic DNA repair synthesis; chiasma assembly. Bases 205 to 3189 code for a protein of 994 amino acids. The record is from RefSeq and is a predicted model, not a curated record. The transcript has 33 exons. Gene Ontology annotation, cellular component: synaptonemal complex; male germ cell nucleus; transverse filament. NCBI's taxonomy places the organism in Eukaryota, Metazoa, Chordata, Actinopteri, Holocentriformes, Holocentridae. Gene Ontology annotation, molecular function: double-stranded DNA binding.
UCGUCGAAAACAUGAGUUACCGUUAAACCGUUAGUGCCCUUGGCUUUCUCUCCUAUUUAUUUCUGCUGUGAGCCAGGUUAAUUUGGGCAGUAGCAAAGGUAGACUGUUUGAUGGUACGAUUGCUAGGUGGAUAACGUUAGCUAUUUUGUUAUUGUUUUGUGGUUGUUGGACAUUUACAAUAUUAGGUGAAGCUGAUUAGCCAGAAUGGACAGAGACAAAGGAUUCAAUUUCAAGCUGUUGGUGCCUCCCAGGGUGAAUUCAGGACAUGUUUUUGCUGUUAGACCUCAGGAAAUUAUUGAGGACUGUGGUGCUUCGAUGCUCACAAAACAGCAGGGUUACAGUAAAUGUUUUAACAAAGAGAAUAGCAUACCCUUCUCCAAUACCAAUAUGGUAAUGCCGACCAAACCAACCAGACAAGAUGUGCCCAAGAUGAAAGUUGUACCACCAAUGGAGAAAGAGGGGCUUUAUUCCAACUUACUUGAUGAAGUUGAUAAAAUAAAGAGCUGGAAAGUCAAGGUUGACUCUGAGACAGUGCAGAGGGAGAGGAAACUGCAAGAAAACAAAAAAACAAUUGAAACUCAACGGAAAGCCAUUCAAGAAUUGCAGUUUGGAAAUGAAAGUCUCAGCAUAAAGCUUGAGGAACAAAUCAGUGAAAAUGAGGAUUUGAGGAACAAAAACAGCGCAACACGUAACCUGUGCAACAUACUCAAAGAUACUUUUGAACGUUCAGCAGAGAAGAUGCAAUUGUUUGAAUCUGAUAGAGAGGAAACCCAUCAGUUCUUGUUGGAAAAUAGUGAGAGUAUUCAGAAAAUGAUUGCUGCAUUCGAGAGCCUUCGUAUUCAAACAGAAGCUGAUAAGCGUGAAAUGCAGAAAGUCAAAGAAGACAUGCUGGAGUUUGAAAAUCUAAGCAAGAAAUUUGAUCAAGAAUAUGGAGCAAAACAGGGAGAGGUUGUAAUGCUUCAAACAGAACUGAAGGGCAAGGAGGCUGAACUACAAAAAGUUUUGCUUAACCUUCAUGAAAGCCAGGAGAAUUGCAAACAACUUCAAGAGACAGCAAAUCAACAAUAUGAACUUCUGAAAAGCUCAAAAAAUGAGCAGGAUUCCCUUCUUCAAAAACUGCAAACUGCAGAGCAGCUCUGUAAGGAAAUGGAGACAAGUCGUGAAGUUAUUGCUGCAGCACUGGAACAGAGCAAAGAAGAAUAUGAGGAGAUCAUCCUCCAGAAAGAUAAUAGCUUGCAGGAGCUCAACAGAGUUAAAGAUCAACAAGCAGACAAGCUGGAGCAGAUUCAGACAGCCAUUCAGGAACUACAAAAAUCACUUACGUUUGAGAUGCAGAGGGCCAAGACACUUGAGGUUGAAGUCAUGGCAAUCAACAAGGAGCUUGAAAGGACCACUGCACUUCUUGGAGAAGCCACAGAACAGAGUACAAAGAAAGAUGAGGAAAUCAAAACCAUUGUGGCUGACCUGGACAUAAAAUCAAAAUCCAUUGAGUCCCUGAUGGAGAAGAUUCAAGUGACUGAGGUCACAGUAGAGGAACUCACAGCUGAGCUUUCAAGAACAACAGAACAUGCCCAACUGUUGAAGAAUAAGUUUGAUAUCGCCACUGCUGAAAAGCAUCUACUAGAGAAGGCUUUUGAGGAAGCAGAAAAGGCACAAAAAGAUUUAAAAGACAAGGCCAGAAUAACUGAGGUGAAAAUGCAGGAGAUGGAGGAGCAAAUUUGUAAUGAAAUGAAGAAAAAUCAAGCACACAUCUUUCAGGUGGAGCAACUGAAGAAUGACAUCAUGCAGCAUGAAGUAAAGUAUGAAGAUCUAUUGUCAAGCUUCAGUGAACUUGAGUCUGAGAAAAAGGCCAUGCAAGAGCAAAUUGAGAGUGGAUCUGCUGAGGCAAAAGCUCUUGAGACAAAACUAGAGAAGAGUGAGGAAAAGGGGACAAAGGUCUCACAGGACAUUCAGAGACUUGAAGAGGAAAACCGAUGUUUACGAGAGGAUGUUAACACACUGAACAACAAGAUCCAGGACAAAUAUCAAGAAACUGGGAUCCUGCAGAAGAAAAUUGAAGAAAGUCAUAAGCAUUGGCAGAAUCAAAUCACAAAGAAAGAGAAGAAAAUCAAAGAAGCAGAGGCAAAGAUAAACAGUCUGAAAGAGGAGUCCCAUAACCUUAAAAGACAUAGUGAAGAAACACAGCAAAACUUGCUGGAGGAUCUCAGGUCCAAAUCAAUCUUUGCAGAAGAGCUUCAGAAUGAGGUAAACAAGCUUAAAUGUACAGUUGCAGAGGUGACCAAGAAUAAGGAAGAUGCAGAACUCAAGUGUCAGCACAAGAUUGCUGACAUGGUUGCAUUAAUGGAAAAACACAAGAGCCAGUAUGACCGAAUGGUUGAAGAGAAAGAUGCAGAGCUUGAUGAGAUCAAGAAGAAAGAGAUGGAGGCUGUUGCUAGCAGAAUGGCAAUGGAGAUGGAGCUUUCACAGAAUAAGAAAGAAAAUGAUUGUCUGAAAAAAGAGAUUACAGAGAAGAAGAACCUACAGAAGGAGUUAAAUGAUUUGAAGAAAGACAUGUCAUCCAAGAAAAACAGUCAACAAUCAGAAGCAAAGGACAAGCAGGUGCAAAAUAUUUCACCUGUGUCCAACUCUAAUGACAUAAGAUGCUCAGAGACACCAAAACAACCCUCUGCAAAGAGGCAUGUGUUUGACUUCACUAAGACCAGGAGAACUCUGUACAGCAGCAGAGACUAUGUUAGCACUGCAGCCACAAAGUUGAAUGAAACUGGCAUGAAUUCAGUUAAAGAACUUUCUGGAGCAACACCCAAGACCAAGGGAAUUCAGAAUGAAGACCUCAGAACUCAUAGGAGUAGUACAAAUUGGACUGGAGCAACACCAAAGAUCAAGUCCUAUAGGAUAAGGACACCACCUUCUGUUGAAAAAUCAGCACCAUGGAGGAAGGGCAUCAUAGAUCCUGACUCCAAGUCUGACAGCUCUGAGCAAAAUGAACUUUUGACUUUUGUGGAUGCACCUGAGCCCAGUGUGUUGGCCUCAAACAGCAAACUAAACAUCUUCAGCAAGAGCCCUGCCAUUCAUAAAUCACCAGGGAGCUCUUUAAAGCUGGCUGCAAUUAAGAGGAUGAGAGAUGCUGGAUGGACUGCUGUCACUGGCUGUGACAAAAAGAAGAAGACUACUGAAAAAAUAUUUGCGUAGUCAUCUGCGUAGACAAACAAUAAUAAUAAUAAAAUAAGUUUAGUUGCUCAUUUAAAGUUCUAGUUCCAGAUGUAUUUGAGUUCAUCAGAGAUCUUUUUUAAAACACCAUACGUGUGUUGAAGUUCUUAUGGGGAAAAAAAAAAAAAGCUUUACUGUUGUAAUGCUUGUUGGUAAUGUUUU